Scomber scombrus (Atlantic mackerel) is the source of this 3920-nucleotide messenger RNA. Its product is annotated as complement factor H-like. The transcript has 22 exons. The record is from RefSeq and is a predicted model, not a curated record. The coding region runs from base 92 to 3781 and encodes 1229 amino acids. NCBI's taxonomy places the organism in Eukaryota, Metazoa, Chordata, Actinopteri, Scombriformes, Scombridae.
GUCAGUGAAAUCCACAGCUCUUUGAGUGUAUAAUAGUGUUUCAGUCUCCAGUUACUAGUUCUGUUUGGCAGUUCUUGGUAAUGAAGAUAAAAUGCACGUAAUAACCCAAAUCUGUGUCCUAUUUUUGUGGAUGCAUACGGUGACCUUUGUGACAAGUAUAGAUUGUACACUUGAACAGUUUAUAAACAGUGGCCUGUAUGAUUCAAAUUUUGACACAACUAAUCUGGAGUCGAGCUACAUUGGUGGAAAACAAGUGAGAGUGGGCUGCAAUGUUGGCUUUAGUGGCUUUUUCAAACUGAUCUGUACUGACGAUGGAUGGAAGAGGUCUGUUGGUGGUGUGUGUAAAGCAAGAUCAUGUGGUCAUCCUGGCGAUGCCCAGUUUGCAGAUUUUCAUCUGGAGAUAGGAGAGGAUUUUGUCUUUGGAUCAAAAGUUAUGUACACCUGCCACAAAGGUUAUCAAAUGGUCAGUCGAAUAAACUUCCGGACUUGCUUGGCCCAAGGCUGGGAUGGUGCUGUCCCUGUCUGCGAAGCCCAACAGUGCCCAGUGAUUCGUGUGGAAAAUAAUGUCCAGGUGAUUGGGGACCCAGAGGAAGCGAACUAUGGCAAUGUGAUACGAUUUAGCUGCAAGUUAAGGAAUCAAAUCCUGGAAGGGCCUGCAGAGAUCUAUUGUGAUGAAAAUGGACAAUGGAGUGCCACAGCUCCAACAUGUAAAGAGGUCACAUGUGCACCGCCUAAGAUUGAAGAUGGUUAUGUUCGUGAAGAAAAACCUGUGUACCAAGAACAUGAAGUCUUGGAUUUUGCAUGCAAUCAUGAAUAUAGACGCAGUGAUGGAAUACCUUCAAAAUGCACCAAACUGGGAACCACAGCAGUUUGGAGCCCCACACCUUUGUGUGAACCAAUAAAAUGUAAAGUGGACCGUCUAGAAGGAACCAGGUUUGACCCUCCUUACAAAAAUUUGUUCUCGCCUGGGGAAACUGUAAGAGUCAUUUGUGAUAAGAAGUACUGGGUUUCUACACCUCAGGAAGUCUCAGCUACGCCCACUUGCCUUAACGAUGGAGAGUGGACCUUCAGACCGAUAUGCCAAGAGGUUACAUGCUCCAAUCAGAAACAGCCAAAUAUGGACUCCUGGCAGAGCAGUCGGUGGUGGUCGACACCGACAUUGGGUGACACUAGGACAUUUAGCUGUAGGUACGGCUACAAGAGAGCAGGUGGUGAUAGAUCCGUCACAUGCACCAGAGAUGGGUGGAAACCAGAUCCAGCUUGUCAAGAAAUAACAUGUGACCGGGAAGAUGUCCCGAAUACAGAUAUUGACGGCGAUAACAAGCAGAAAUACAAAUUAAAUGAACAUGUCCGUUAUGUCUGCAAGGAUGGUUAUGAAGGAAGUUUUACUCGUACCUGUGGAGAAAAUGGUUGGAACAAGGGUUGGUCUGAGAGAUGUACAGAGAUAAAAUGCCAAGUUAAACUUUUCCAGCAUACAGACAUUGACAGAAGUACCUCAGAAUACAAGUCUGAAUACAAGUACAAUGAGCGGGUUGACUAUGUCUGCAAGAAUGAUUAUGAAGGAAGUUUCACUCUAACUUGUGGGAAAGCAGGUUGGAUCGGGAAUCAACAAUGUACACGUAAACAGUGUGAAAAGCUUGACAUCAACAAUGCAGACCUGAUCCAAAAUGAAAAGCAAAGUUACAACCAGGGUGACAGAGUCCAAUAUGCAUGCAGAAAUGACAGUAACAGAAGAUUUAUUAUUACCUGUGAGCAAGGUGUUUGGACUGGAGUUCAGAAGUGUGAAGAUAACUUAGCAUGUUCCAAACCUGAUGUUGCACAUGGAUUUGCAGUUGAAAUAAAUGGCACACUGUACUACAGCUGCAAUGCUGGUUAUAAGCUUUCCUCUAAAGGCUGGUGGGGUGAAGCCACAUGUAAUGAUGGCAAGUGGUCUAACCUGGAACAAUGCAUUGCCAACAAUAGGUGUGGUGAAGUGCCUAUGAUCCCAAAUAUGGAAGUAACACCUGUGCGUGGACGACACCAAAUCAUCACAGUUACUUGUAAGGAAGGAUAUCGUGCUCAGAUUACCCGCUUAACCUGUCGUGGUGGGAAAUGGGAUACCAAUGGGAAACUACACAGAGAAAUCUGUAAACCUAUCCAAAGCCUCUGUAAGCCUCCACUUAAAAUAGAGAAUACGGUUGUUACGACUUCAUAUCAGAAGGAAUACUUGUCUGGCAAUAGCGUAACUUAUCGGUGCCGCAACAGGUAUACAAUAGAGGGAGACGACACGAUUACAUGCGAAGAUGGGCAGUGGGAGAAGAAGGACAUUGCAUGUACACUGUACUGUAACACCGAAGCUAAACAGUGGAGGGUCAUCGACAACAAAGACAAACAUAUGAAUGGGAGUGUCAUAAAGUAUAGCUGUACCACUGGUGAAGAAGAUGAAGGCACUGCAACAUGUAUUGAUGGCAAAUGGAUUGAAACAGUACAAUGUGAAGCUUUGAGCUGUGCCCCCCCGCCAGCAGAUGAAUGGAUCACAAUGAAAGGUUUACCAGAUAAUGAAGACCACAUACUUCCUGAUCGUUUUCUCACAUUCAGCUGUGAUGCUCCUGGGAAAUAUCUGAAUGGUAGUUCUAAGCUGAUAUGUGGCACAGAUGGACAGUGGGAUAAACCAUUGCCCACUUGUGAAGACAUUGCUUGCAAAGUUGAUGAGCUGCACUCUCAUCUCCACGUAGUUGAUCUACCAGAAAACAAAACAAUUAAGCUUGGAAAUAAAAUACGUUUUUUCUGUGACGAUCAAUAUGGCCUGGACGGGCCUCAAGAAAUUCAAUGUUCAGGCCAUGAGAAGUGGAGUGGCACCUUUCCAACUUGUUCUGAGAAAUGCAGAAUCACAGAUGUACAUCGCAACACACGGCUCGAGAGACAUGAAGUAGGUCAACAACUAGGGAAAGGAGACAAGUUAAGGUUUUAUUGCCCCUUACGUGGACACCAUCUCAGAGGGAAUGAAGAGGUUGAAUGUUUAGCAAACGGGCAGUGGAGUCACCCUUUCCCAACAUGUGGAGAACCUUUGGGUUGCGGACGGCCAUCUUUCAUUGAAGAUGCAGACACCACAACCUCUUAUAAAAGUGUCUACGACCAUGGGGAAAGGGUUGAAUACAGGUGUCAGAACUACUACGUCAUGAAGGACGGGCCUUACAAAACCUGCUUCAACGGUGAAUGGAUUGGAGAGAUGAGAUGUCUCAAGGGAUGCAGAAUCACAUAUGUACAUCGCAACACACGGCUCGAGAGACAUGAAGUAGGUCAACAACUAGGGAAAGGAGACAAGUUAAGGUUUUAUUGCCCCAUACGUGGACACUAUCUCAGAGGGAAUGCAGAGGUUGAAUGUUUAGCAAACGGGCAGUGGAGUCACCCUUUCUCAACAUGUGGAGAACCUUUGGGUUGCGGACGGCCACCUUUCAUUGCAGAUUCAGACACUAUAACCUCUUCUAAAAGUGGCUACGACCAUGAGGAGAGGGUUCAAUACAGGUGUCAGAACUACUACAUCAUGAAGGGCGGGCCUUACAAAACCUGCUUCAAUGGUGAAUGGAUUGGAGAGAUGAGAUGUCUCAAACCCUGCACUGUGGAUUCAGCACUCAUGAACAGUCAUAAUAUCGACUUCCUAUACAUAGAUCGAAAGAAGCUGUAUUCAGAACAUGAUGAUUCAAUGUCAUUCAAGUGUAAGAGAGGAACAAGACAUGAUGGCAGAGUGGGAAUGCGUCAGAAAUGUAAUGAUGGUGUGUUGCACCUGCCAACUUGCCAUUAAGCGUUUUAGCCUGCUGGAAAUGAUGAGCAUGAACUGGCUAGAAAAGCAUGUAAAAGAUAAUCAGAGUUAAGUUGUGUACUAAUCCACUGUCUGUACUUCAGUGUUGUGUUUGGCAAUUUUAAUAAAAACAUUUACAUUA